Candidozyma auris is the source of this 6015-nucleotide messenger RNA. RefSeq lists its product as uncharacterized. Gene Ontology annotation, cellular component: nucleus; HIR complex. Lineage: Eukaryota; Fungi; Ascomycota; Pichiomycetes; Serinales; Metschnikowiaceae. Gene Ontology annotation, biological process: chromatin organization. Gene Ontology annotation, molecular function: nucleosome binding. The record is from RefSeq and is a predicted model, not a curated record. The coding region runs from base 1 to 6015 and encodes 2004 amino acids. The transcript has 2 exons.
AUGUCUGCAUUUUCUCCCUUGAACUUGGUCGAGGAUGCUUCCUCGAAAAAGGACUUGGAAGAAGACCACACCAGAGAAAUUGAGAUCGAAAAUGCAUUCAAAACCUUCCAGGAAGCGAUAUCGCUUCAGCGACAAAGAGAUUUCGUUCAAGCAUAUGUCAAGUAUAAAGAGCUCCAAAAAAAAGAUGUGAUAUAUAACCACUACUACGAAGAGACUGAGUUUAUCAAGGGAUUACAGAAUGGAGGGUUCAACACGAGACCAGACGAGCUCAGUUACGUUUCACAGAAUGUCAAGACCAUACGAUUUUUGUACUUCAGAAACAGGGGGUUCUUGUACUUCAACAUUCUUAAAAGGGGCCGCGAGUUGAUUGAACAGGUUCUCGAGAAAGACCAGGCUUUGCCCGAUGCACAAGUAAUCACAUACCUGGAGUUUGUCAAUGAGCUUGUGUACCUGAUGAUAGACGAUUUCAUUAACUGCUUUGUUUACCUGGAGGUGGAUGAGCCAAUACUACGGCUUUUGUACGAUUUAUUCACAUACUUUGGCGUGAAGAAGCUUGCACGUUACACAUUGGAGUAUGCUCUACUGUUGAGGGUGGAAAGUGAGGAUGUAAUGAGCGUUUUGCCAAUGAACGACUGGGCUAAACCAUUGUGGAAACAAUUUGAAGAAAGGGGGCUCACAGAACGCUCGUCGACGCCUGAACUAGAGGAGAAACUCUCUUUCUUAGCUCCAAUCCGACAGGAAUUCCACAAUCUGAUUCUGAGAACCCUUCAGAAGCGCAAUCUACAGGUAACCAUAAAGCCCCAGUCGUGCUGGGCAGAUGUCUUGCAGGCAUUCAAUCUGGCUUUGAGACAGACUCAAGAUAAGGAGAAGCAACAGGACUAUCAACGAUAUGCAUCGCUCAAAGUGCUUGAUCCAUACCUUGCUUCGGAGUCAAUGAUCGACACUGUGACCUACUCGUUUCCAGUUCUUGAACAAGAUUCCACACCACUCCUUGAACCAGUCAAAGAAGAUAAAGCUGAUGGUGUUAUGGAGCUUGAAGCGCCAAAACCCGAAGAUGGUGAGGUCAUGAUUGUGGAAGAAGAGAAGUCUAAAGCUCUACUGUCGUCUGCGAUUAGUGAAGCAGACAAAAUUGUGGUUCAAAGAACCUCACGAAGACUCAAUCGCGAGGAGAAUGUCGUAUUUGAGCUAGACGAUGUCCAACUAACUAGACACCACUACUUUGAGACCGUGGCUUUUUUUAAGCAUAUAGACGCCGCACUACGGACUGCCUUUCAUGUGGACGACGAGAUUCUUCACGACGUUGUCUGUCACAUAGUUGAUACUGACCUCAAUUCCAAGUCACCUCUUUUCGUGCUGGAUUUCGUCAAGCUACUCAAUGAAUGGAAGCCGCAUGUUCACACAGAGCUUUUGAUGCUGAAGAAGAAGUCGGGCGUACACAACCGUGAGUCAGAUGCCGAUAAAUUGAAGCUCCUUGAUGUCUUGACACAUUUCGGGAAUCAGAGCUCUGCAUCUUCUGAAACUACUGCUGAGCUCAUCGAUGAAGUUGAAAACUAUGACUACAUCAAAAAAACGCUUGCAAAAGAUAGUCAUAAACACCCAAAAGAUGCCCGUAUAGGCAUACUAUACCACCUUCUUGGAGGGGUUCUGCCUCCGGUAUUAUCAUACCUAUGGGGUAAAUCGCUAUAUGACUCCGUGAAAGAUUGGCUACUACAGCUCGAUUGUGAAUUAAAGAAAAAGUUCGAAUCUAUUGCUGUAAUGACCGAGGAAGAGCAAAGACUCACUUUAAGUGUUUGUGUGAGCAUCUUCGAGAUCUUUGUGGACGCCUACAUAUCCACCAAAACCGAGAUAGAUAAAAUCUUAGGUACUGAGUCCAAGAGCGGCUUGAGUAAAGCAGCGAAGCUGGCUCUAAGCCAUAUAACUACUGACCUUCUUUCACAUAAAGACCGCAUCAAGAAGUUAGAUGAAAUCCUCCAAGAAUACAUGCUGAAAGAUAAAAAUGUUGAAUGCUACGGCGAUGCUGUGCUAUAUGCUCGUUACAUUUGGGCAAAUAAUUAUCUCCUUGCAUCACAAAGUUUCUCUUGGAAAGAAAAAAAGUUCGUUGUGGUUCAUCUACAACGCCUUCUGGCCGUUUUUACCAACCAUCCGACCUUAUCGGUAAGCUAUAGCAACUAUUUCAACAUCGGAAAUCUUAAUCCAGAGAGCUUUGAGCGAAGACUCACGACAUCAUCCAUUUUGUCAAUUUUUUCGAAGAUUCUAUGGAGUGAGAAGUCCACAAAAGGCGGGGCAGAAGAUACAAUCGUUUUACUUGAAAACAUUCUUAUCCCCAAACCCGAACACGCAAACUCUGCCUCCACUGAAAAUGAUGGAAGUUUAGUAUCAUCCGUCAUACAUGGUAGAGCAAAUCUUGAUAAGUCGUCUUUAUCAAGUGUGAGCGAGUUUCUCGAUGUUUGCCCGAUAGAUCUAAAGCUAAGCUUAUGGAACAUUCUAUUCCUGUAUUACGAAGAAACGGCGGCUUUUGAUAGCUUUCAGAGGGGAUUUGAGCAGAACCUUAGCUUCAUGCUUUCUUUCUUCAAAAGUGAUAAGUAUUGUGAGAUGAAGCGUGAUCAAGAUCGAGCUAUUGUGCUACUCAAUACUCUUAAUUACUUCGGUGGUUACAUUCGCAUCUUUCUCAGGUACUUGGCGCGUAACAAUUGGACUCUUCCCUACAUCGAAACCCAAAAUUCACUUGAGACAGUCAAAGACCUUGCUCAAAUAUUUGAGCUUUUCUAUUGUUUUAGUUUGCAUGAAGAGGCAGCUCUUAUAACUGGGGCGAAAUUCUCCGUUGAGCUGCGCUCUAAAAAGGCUUUUCAAAGAUUGAAGGACUUUUGUAUCGAAACUAUCACACUCAUCUUAGUAUACUGCAUCAACCAGAUCAAGAAUGAUACGGGAAACGAGGAGGAAAUCACAGGAUUACUUCUCCUAGUGCAUAAUCAAUUGGGCAUAAGACGGCUAUGCGACUCUUCGUCUGGUGUUUUUCUCAAGCUUGCUGAGGAUACUUUGGUCGUUCUUCAUGACCGACCAGACGUUGAGCUUUCUCAGCUUUUGUCGUGUAGGUUCCAUUACAAGGUCAAAAUCAACGACAGGUUUCCAUCUGAUCAUGGUACCACAAAAUCAGCAGAAUUGGAUAAAGCAAGCGCAAAGGAGCUCGCAAAUUUUAUUCUUCCCUUAUGUUUUAGGAAUAAUCCUCUCUUAAAGGUCCCUAGAAACGAUAUGAAACAAGUGGUUGAUGAUAUCUUUGAUGUCUUGAAGCAGCUCGAUCAUGAUACGGAUAAAACUCUUGUGCAAAAUAAUGCUCGCAUCGAAAUGUUUUACCAAAAUACCGUGAUUGAUACAAGGUUUAUCAAACGGGCAUUCUAUGGUCUUCAUGACUUGAGUUUCCAAAAACCACACAAUGAUUAUUCCAUAGCCAACAAGGGUCUAUAUUUCGUGGAAGCUAUCUUCAUGUUCAACUCAUAUAAGAUUAGAAAGAAAUCUGCGCAGAGCAGAACAGUUGAACUUGAAAUGAUAAUCCGUCUUUUGAAAGAUGACCUUAUAUCUGGUAGCGAACGGGUCGAGUCAUGGAUACUUCUUGGCCAGGCUUAUGGGUACAUUGUCGAGGAUGAUUUGAUAUGGACAUCAGACAAGUUGAAUAUUAUUGAGCGUAAGGUACUCACCGCGAACUUACAAAGACAGUCUCUUCUAAGCUAUAUUAUGGCGAUCAAUCUUAUGACACAGAAGGGCCUCAAUGAUGCUGAGCAUUACAAGCCUGUCAUAAGCGUUCUUAUGAACUCAUUUGUCAAAGAACUCUACAAUGCAAAUAGAUCACCAUUGGAUAUGAUUGCCUUCAAGACUCAAACAAAUCCCAAAUUUGUGAGAAAGCGUCACACCACGAUGUUACAGCCAGUCGCUGAUCAGCCUACUCUCACCAAUAAGUUCUGCUUCAAAUUGAUGCAGCGGUGUCUUCAUCUCGCUAUCAGGUCCAACGAUGAAGAGUGGACUUCCUACUACUAUUUAGCGAAGAUUCAAAAUAAAUUAGGGAAGCCUGCUUCUCAGAUACUUGAUACAAUAUCUGAGAGCAGUGAUAUCAGCUUUAUUCAAGGUACCACUGCUGACCCAUUUUUGGAGGCUUCGUACUCCUUGUGCUCGUGGACGUAUAAAUUUUUCAAGGCAGGGAAGAUUACGUUGACUCAAGCGCUAGACUAUUUAAAGCGCGAUCCAUUUUUGAAGGUGAAGGCGGACAUCAACAUUGAUAAAGCGGAAGAUUUAUAUCGUUUGUUGAUCGCGUGCUUCAAGACUAUAAACUCACUCGACAAGAAGGGUUGGUACCACAAACAAUGUUACAGAAUGGCUGUGAUUUACUAUGAUGAGUUUGAUGAUUUUAAGGAAGCUAAGAAAAUAAUGUCAAGGUUCUUCACCUUGAAGGCUACUAACAAAACUUAUCUUCAGAUGUGGAAGCCCGAGCAUGAGAGACCAGGUAAGCAUUUUGUGUACAUGUAUCAGUACACUGAAUUCUAUAUCAAGUUGUUGAGAAGAGAACUUGAUCUUGCCUCAUUGGUUCUCAUGCUUCCAAAACUCCGAAGAGCGAACUCAACCAUGAUUAAGUUGUAUUUUGCAUGGGAGAACAUCUGCUCAUCUAUUUGCAAACUCAUUAGAGUUAUAGCGAAAGUAGAGGACGGCUCUACAGAAAAAUUUUUGUUCUUGAAACCUCACCAAACAUUUGUGAGGCAGGCUAAACACCUCAAUGAAGCAAUGAAAGGUAAAAAGAUCCCUGAGGACUUGAAGGCACAGUUUUGUUACCUCUAUGUGAUCAAUGAGAUGAGAAAGCUUAAUAAUGGGUUUGGUCCAACGUCGUUGAUUGAUGAUACAUUAUGCUCGGUUUACCUUAGAGUUUUCAGCACCCAGGUUGAAAGGCUACAAAUUACUGACAAAGAUGAUAGUCCCAAAGAAGGAUCUAAGGAUUCAAAAGUAAAGCGGCUUGCACGAAGGGAUCUUUUUCCUUUCAUUACGGGCCUCGUCACGGUUGUGAAAAGAGACGUUGAAGGAAUCUUGAAGGAUCAUUCUGACAUCUUCAACGACUUUAUGAAGGACUAUAUCCGUGAGCGACAGGAGAGAUAUCGUGCCUAUAAAAAUCUGCAGGCGAUACCCUCUCGGGAAAAUAUUCCCACCAGUCUGCCGUUGUUACCGGCUCCCGUCAUUGGAGAUCUGAAGAGCCUGCGAACUCAAGUGAGUGAGAAUCCAGCAGCAAUGAACUCUGCAAUCCCGCAACUGUCAGCUCAAAGUACAGAUCACAAACCAGUUAUCCAUGGUGCUACGUCAGAAGCUGAGAAUGCUAAUGGAAGUCAGGAUGAUUCGAGCAAUUCUGUUCAGCAAGAUCGUCAAUUGCAUUCCGAUGCCAUUGUUAAGCGAGAACGUCCGGAGGCUACGUUAGAUGCUAGUGUUCAGCAAGAGUAUCAUCCGCUGACCAUUUCCGACUCCAACGCGGUAUCGGGUAAUGUUUUGCCGCUAAAUCAAAGUACUUCGAAUUCGCAAGGUGCUCUAUACGCUGAUAAAAUAUCCGCCGUAUCUCAAUUCGUGGGCAAGAAUGAAUCAAACAAAGAGUAUUUGUCGCCACGCCCUUCGGUACCCUUUAAUCUGCCUGGUAGAACUGGACCCAGGGCAGGUAUUAUCAAAAAGGGCUCAGUGGACGCAGAGAUUGAAAAGUCUUUCAUAGCACAGACCAUGAAUAUCGACUCCAACGGAUCAGAAAAAAGUCACAGACAGCAGGAGGAGUUAGAGGCUAACGUUUUAGAGUCCAGAGAACCUACACCCCUUGCAGCUUUCAUUGAUUCUAAAGUCAAAAGUGCCUCUUCCCAAACAGCAGCUCUGUCUCUGGGAGAUGACGACAACGAAACGAAGAUUUCCGACCAAAAGGAUGUUGGGACACCGAAUAGAGUGGAUUUGAAAAGACCAAAUGAAGACAGUGAUGUUGAAGAAUGCAAGAAACCAAAAAUAGGUUAA